Cryptomeria japonica (Japanese cedar) is the source of this 950-nucleotide messenger RNA. Its product is annotated as signal recognition particle 19 kDa protein. The transcript has 4 exons. Lineage: Eukaryota; Viridiplantae; Streptophyta; Pinopsida; Cupressales; Cupressaceae. The record is from RefSeq and is a predicted model, not a curated record. Gene Ontology annotation, cellular component: signal recognition particle, endoplasmic reticulum targeting. Gene Ontology annotation, molecular function: 7S RNA binding. Gene Ontology annotation, biological process: SRP-dependent cotranslational protein targeting to membrane; SRP-dependent cotranslational protein targeting to membrane, signal sequence recognition. The coding region runs from base 289 to 705 and encodes 138 amino acids.
GUAACUUAUGCUAGUUUCAGCAUUUUAAUAUUUUCAUUUCGGCUUGGGAUGAAACUAAGAUUUCCCAUUCAUCAAUAUUCACUGUGAAUUAAUCCUCUGCAUCGUUUGUUUCCAGAAUUUACGAUCUGGUAUUUUUCGUUGAGGCAAUAUGAUCACUAUGUUCUUGUGAUCUUCAUCGUCUUCCAGGUUCUAAAGGUUUGUUGACUGAUGGAGAGGAACUCUUUUGUUUAACUUUUUUUUGAAAAAAUCCGAAAAUUUGUAAUUUAAAAGGAAACACUAAAACCAGUUAUGGAAGGGGAACGACCAAAUAUAAAAAAAUGGAUUGUGUUUUAUCCUAUAUAUAUAAACUCCAAGAAGACAUUGCCAGAGGGUCGACGCAUUAGUGCAAGUAAAGCCUGCGAGAACCCAACUUGUAUUGAAAUUGCAGAUUCUUGCACCUAUCUGAAACUUACUUGUAUUAUAGAGGCUGACAAGGCAUAUCCUAGAGAUUUUAUGCAAAGGGGUAGAGUUAGAGUUCAACUGAAAAGGGAGGAUGGAACGGUAAUAAAUCCAUCAAUACCUUCAAGGAAGGAAUUGAUGCUGCGUGUAGCUGAGUUGGUUCCUCGACAUCAUGGUAGGACAAAGAAGCAAGAGCAGGUGCCUGCAGGGACUACCUCAAAUGCAGGAUCUGGGAAGCCAGGGAAGGGUGGAAGAAAGAAAAAAUAGAAUAUGCAGGAAAUUUUGAAUCGACACUUUUCAUCCUCAAUGUAUGUGGAAUGUUUCAAUGAGACUUUGAUGGUGGUCUUUUGCAAACUUAAAUUGUUUCAAUCUGAGUUGAUGCAAUUGAGCACUUCCCGUAGUCGAUAUCAGCAGAUUUUGCCCUCUUAAUCAUAUGUUUUCCCUCGUCUGCGACAGGGCUUGUGGAUGUUUUUUCCCCUUGCAUACUGAAUAACAUCAAAAUUUUGUUGUUC